UCAACCAUCUCUCAUGAAAUUGGCCAGGAGCAGACCUGACAGGCGCACCACUUUGAAGGAGAAUAUGACUCGUUCUAUCGCUAGAAAAAUCGGCAAUUACUUAAAUGGCGAACAAACUUUGGCAAAUUUGUCCAUCGAGUUGCGCGAGUCCGUGUUGCUUGAGUUUGUUCAAGUUACGAGCGGGUCGAGUUUGGGAGGAUCGCAGGACUUCAUGGCUAGACUGGAGCAGGCUUUGUCUCAUUUAACCAGCGCUCACACGAAAAAAUUCAAGUUUGGUGGCUUGUUGUCUUCGAGAAAUUUCGUAACCAUGCCCCAAGACAUCACUAAGGUCCUGGAAGUUCUUUCCACGAAAGCUAAGAAUUUGGAGCUGCUGAAAAUAAAUGUGAAGAGAAAAGUCCACGCGCUCUGUCCAAUGUUGGAGUCGAAAUCCAUCGAAGCAAUUUGCAAAUUGGUGAAGUUGAGAAUUCUCAAGAUUAGCAAUUUCGUGGUUCAAUACCAGAAACUGAAAUCGAUCUGUAAAGUUCUGAUCAACUUGCGAUCUGUAAAUGUCCGUUUCAUUUCCUUCGAACGAGACAUGGAACCCGAAGACCUUGACGCUGACAUCGAAGACUUGAAGUUGAGCUUUUCUCGACUGAAAGAGUUUUUAUUUUCUUCGUUGUGCAGCGAAAACCCACUUAUACAAAAGUUGACAACGCUCUGCGUUCAGCACUUGCCCCAGCUCGAGAUCGUCAACGAUUUCGCCGAAAGCGUUACGUACUUCUCCAACCUAGAAUCAACAGAGGGAGUGAAGAACUCUGAUCUACGCCACUUGGGAGUUUAUCCAACACACAACAGCGACUUGUCGGCAGUCUUUCCAAAGGUCACUCAUUUAAAAGUACUCCUGAUGGGAGAUGAGCCGGAAGAGAACAUCAACUCGAUUCUGCACUUCUCAAACAUCGAGAGUCUGAAUUUUCACUCGCUUCCGUCCGUGUCAGUUCUAGACAGAUUUUUCGGCGCCUACGGAGCCAAUCUGCUCACUCUCAUUCUUUCGUGCGACUGGCAAAGUUUGUCCUUCAGCAGAAUUUUUGCUGCCUGCCCAAAACUGCAAGUGCUGAAGUUGGACGAUGUAGUCAUUUCUGAUGACAAGGAGCCGAUCAAGGAAUUCGCACAGCUGACUGAACUCAAAUGGACGCUACGGAAAAGCGAUGGCUUGAUGCCCAAAUCCAAGGUGUGCAACAUCCUUUCAGCCUUGCCAAAUCUGAAGAAAUUGAGCCUCAGUGAUUGGACCGACCUUGAAAUCGACGAUCUGAACAAGCUGACGGCUUUGAUUGCGGGCAAGAAGAUUUUGGGAGAACUUACCCGUCUCGAUUUGGAGUCGAAAACGGAAUUAGAAGACGGUGCAAUUGACGUCAAAUUAUUUCGGGUGUUUGUGGACUUGAUCGCUAAUGCGGCGGCCUACCUUCAAAAUUUGGCUGUCUUUAGACUCAAUUUGUGCUACAUGAAGGGUAAAAUUGCUCAGCAUUUGAAAAGCAAACAGCCAUUACAGAUUGGUGAAAUCGGCGAAAAGUUUCAGGACUGGAUCGGCGAUAAAAGCAUCGCUGACUUCAUUCGUGUCAUUAAUAGAUGCUAAAGAGCUCUUACUCUUGUGAUUUGUUUUUUACAUUUCAUUUUUUUAAAAUUUGUGAUGUAGACAGAGGAUUUA
Molecule: messenger RNA, 1681 nt
Organism: Cloeon dipterum
Lineage: Eukaryota; Metazoa; Arthropoda; Insecta; Ephemeroptera; Baetidae
Exons: 6
Coding region: 14-1609 (531 amino acids)
Source: RefSeq, a predicted model, not a curated record